Molecule: messenger RNA, 2325 nt
Organism: Lotus japonicus
Lineage: Eukaryota; Viridiplantae; Streptophyta; Magnoliopsida; Fabales; Fabaceae
Product: terpene synthase 10-like
Exons: 7
Coding region: 271-2049 (592 amino acids)
Biological process (GO): diterpenoid biosynthetic process
Molecular function (GO): magnesium ion binding; terpene synthase activity
Source: RefSeq, a predicted model, not a curated record
GACAGAGAUAGCACUUCACCUUAUCUACCACACACCCAAAUGAGUGGAGAUCCCACGCAAACAUAUUCUUUAUUGGUAAUGUAAAACUUGUCGGUGCUUUGAUGGUGAUAAAAACUCAAGUUAAACAAAAAAUAUUAAAAUUAGACAAUUUAUGUGGAAAAGUAUGUUCAAUGUAUUAAUUACUAUCACUCAUAUUUAUCCUCGUGCACAUCCUAUUUAUAUAGGUUUGAUUUGGUUUUGAUAUUAGCAUAGAAAGCGAAGAAAACUAAUAUGGCUCAGCAAAAACUUGCAACAUUCCCACUUAGCUUAACUAAAAUCACUUUUCCACGGGAAAGAAAGACUUCAUCUCAAGUCAUGAGAAGCGCCAAGGUCUCUUGGGCAACUCAAUGCAAGGCAUCAUAUAAUGUUCACAGUCAAACAAUUUUUCGUCGAUCAGCAAAUUACCAACCAUCAAUUUGGACUUUUGAUUAUAUCCAAUCAUUAAAUACAGAGUAUAAGGAAGAAAUCUACACACAGCGAGUAAGAGUGCUAAGGGAAGAAGUAAGGAUGUUGCUUUGCAAAGUGGAAAGUGAGCUUGAUCAACUUGAGUUUACUGAUGCCUUGCAACGACUUGGAGUGGAUUAUCAUUAUGACCAUGAAAUAAGAAAGUUCUUGGAUGAUAUUUUCAAAAUGAACACCUUGAAUGAGGAAAAUGAUUUAUAUGCUACGACACUCAAAUUUAGACUCUUAAGGCAGCAUGGUUAUAAUAUAUCUUCAGAUGUUUUUAUUCGCUUUAAGGAUGAUAAAGGUAACUUAAAGAAAGACCAUACUCUUGAUGUGAAGGGAAUGUUAUCAUUAUAUGAAGCAUCAUUCCAUUCAUUUGAAGAUGAAACUAUAUUAGAUGAAGCAAAAGAUUUUACCUCAAAAUUUCUGAAAGAAUAUUGGACCGAGGAAAAAGGUAACAACUACACAUCACUUUUAAUCAAUCAUGCUUUGGAGCUACCAUUACAUUGGAGGAAUCCUAGAUGGGAGACUCAGUGGUUCAUUAAUGUAUAUGAAAGAAAGGAAAACAUGAUUCCUACUUUGCUUCAGCUAGCUAAACUUAAUUUCAACAUUGCUCAAGCCAUCUAUCUAGAAGAACUCAAGGAAUCAUCCAGAUGGUGGAAAAGAGUUGGCCUUGGUGAAAAGUGUAGUUUUGCUAGAGAUAGGUUGGUCGAAAACUAUGUUUGGACCGUGGGAGCAAAUUCUCAUCCCGACCUUGAAUAUUACAGAAAAAGUAUGACUAAGAUCAAUUCCCUAAUUACUAUAAUUGAUGAUAUUUAUGAUGUGUACGGUACCUUUGAAGAACUAAAGCUUUUCACAGAAGUAAUUGGAAGUUGGGAUUUAAAUGCUAUGGAUAGUCUCCCAAACUAUAUGAAAACAUGCUUUCAAGCACUCAAUAACAUCGUCAAUGAAAUUGCUUGUGAAAACCAAGAGAAGAAUGGGUACAAUAUCACCGCAUACCUAAUUAAAACGUGGGCAGAUCUAUGUAAAUCAUAUUUCAUUGAAGCAAAGUGGUACUAUAGUGAAUAUAUGCCAAGCCUUGAAGAAUACCUAGGAAAUGCUUGGAUUUCCAUCAGUACACCUCUUCAACUUAUUCAUACUUACUUCUUGAUUCCACAUUCAAUCAAUAUGGAAGAGUUGAAUAACAUGGAAAAAUACUCGGACAUAAUUCAAUUUUCAGCAAUGAUCUCACGCCUUGCUAAUGAUCUUGGAACAUACAAGCGUGAAAAUGAGAUGGGUGAUGUUGCUAAGUCAAUUCAAUGCUACAUGAAUGAAAGUGGAGCUUCUGAAGUAGAAGCUCGUGAGUAUUUAAAGUCAGUGAUGUAUAAAACAUGGAAGAAGAUGAAUGAAGCGACUUAUAAUUGUUCUUUCUCUCAAUGUUUCAUAAGUACAACUGUAAACCUUACAAAUAUGGCAUUGUGCAUGUACCAGCGGGGAGAUGGCCAUACCAUUCAAGAUCCUGAAAUUAAGAGUCGUAUACUAUCAUUAGUUAUUAAACCCAUUCCUCUUACGUACACAAAGAAAUAGUUAAUACCAGUGGCGGAUCCAGGACCCCGGGGUCAGGGGGUUCAAAUUUUUCAAAUGAGCACAUCGAUAGAAAUAUGAUUAAAAACAACUGUAAUAUGUUAACACCUUGAUCAUUAGGAUGAUAUGUUGUAAUUCUGGGUCGCAAUCCAGGAUCCGAUGGCAACUCAUUUAGAUUUACUUCAAUAGGAGGAACUUGUUGUUGUGAUGAGCUUGAUCCACAUUGCUCACUUGAUGACCUUGCUCUCUUUAUUAAAAAUUUAUCCAUGACCUUCAUUA